This is a messenger RNA of Xiphophorus maculatus (southern platyfish), 2274 nucleotides long. Its product is annotated as tripartite motif-containing protein 16-like. Bases 28 to 1686 code for a protein of 552 amino acids. NCBI's taxonomy places the organism in Eukaryota, Metazoa, Chordata, Actinopteri, Cyprinodontiformes, Poeciliidae. Gene Ontology annotation, molecular function: protein binding; zinc ion binding. The transcript has a single exon. The record is from RefSeq and is a predicted model, not a curated record.
ACACAGUCUCUGUAACUGAGAAGAGAAAUGGAGGAGAAUCCGCUGAAUCAAGAAACCCUAUCCUGUUCCAUUUGUCUGGAUCUACUGAAGAGUCCAGUAACUAUUCCCUGUGGACACAGUUACUGUAUGAACUGCAUUAAAACCCACUGGGAUAAAGAGGAUCAAAAAGGAAUCUACAGCUGCCCUCAGUGCAGGGAGACAUUCACACCGAGGCCUGUUUUGAAGAAAAACACCGUCUUUGCAGCAUUAGUGGAUCAGAUGAAGACUGGACUCCAAGCUACUGCUGCUGAUCACCGCUAUGCUGGACCUGAAGAUGUAGCCUGUGAUUUCUGCACUGGAAGAAAACUGAAAGCCAUCAAGUCCUAUUUAGUCUGUCUGGCCUCUUACUGUGAGAAACACCUUCAGCCUCAUUAUGAUUCAUCUGCAUUUAAGAAACACAAGCUGGUGGAGCCGUCCAAGAACCUCCAGGAGAACAUCUGCUCUCGUCAUAAUGAGGUGAAGAAAAUGUUCUGCCGCACUGAUCAGAAGUGUAUCUGUAGUUUGUGUUUAAUAGAGGAACAUAAAGGCCACAUCACAGUGUCAGCUGCAGCAGAAAGGACUGAGAGGCAAAGAGAGCUGGAGGAGAAACAAAAGAAAAUCCAACAAGUGCUCCAGGAAAAAGAGAAAGACAUGAAUCUGCUUCAACAGGAGGUGGAGGCCAUCAAUCACUCUGCUGAUAAAACAGUGGAGGACAGUGAGAAGAUCUUCACUGAGCUGAUCCGUCUCCUCCAGAAAAGAAGCUCUGAUGUGAAGCAGCAGAUCAGAUCCCAGCAGGAAACUGAAGUGAGUCGAGUCAAAGAUGUUCAGGAGAAGCUGGAGCAGGAGAUCACUGAGCUGAAGAGGAAAGACGCUGAGCUGGAGCAGCUCUCACACACAGAGGAUCACAACCAGUUUCUCCUCAACUACCCCUCACUGCCAGCACUCAGUGAGUCUACACACUCAUCCAGCAUCAAGGUUCGUCGUCUGAGACACUUUGAGGACGUGGCAGCAGCUGUGUCAGAGCUCAGAGCUGAACUACAGGACGUCCUGAGAGAAACGUGGAAACAAAGCUCACUGACACUCACUGAGGUGGAUGUUCUACUGUCAGAAUCAGAACCAGUUAGCAGAGAUGGAUACUUAAAAUAUUUGUGUGAAAUCACUCUGGAUCCAAACACAGCUCACAAAUGGCUGGUGUUGUCAAGGGAAAACAGGAAGGUGACAAGAAAGGCUCAACAUCAGUCUUAUUCUAGUCACCCAGAAAGAUUCACUCACUGGCGCCAAGUUCUGAGUAAAGAGAGUUUAACUGGACGUUGUUACUGGGAGGUGGAGAAAAGAGGGAGAGUUUAUGUAGCAGUUGCAUACAAGAAUAUCAGCAGAGCAGGAAGUGGGAAUGAAAGCUUAUUUGGAGGUAAUGACAAAUCUUGGGCUUUAGAUUGUCACCAAACCCAUUAUAAAUUUGGUCACAACAACAUCUGGACCUCCAUUUCAAGUCCAGUUUCCUCCAGAGUCGGAGUGUACCUGGACCACAGAGCAGGUAUUCUGUCCUUCUACAACGUCUCUGGAUCCAUGACUCUGAUCCACAGAGUCCAGACCACAUUCACUCAGCCGCUACAUGCAGGAAUUUGGGUUGGGUUUGCAUGCCAUGCAGAGUUCUGUGAACCCAAAUAGACAGAACCCACUUAAGGUUCUGUGGGUUUGAUGCAGAAUCUUAAUCCUGCAACAGAUUUGUUCUUGAUUGUCGUUAUUUUGUUUCUAAACUGCAUAUAAAUCAAUAGGUAGAGAUUGUAAGCACUGGUUUUUCUUAAAGUCCGAUUUUCUUUAAAACAGCUGAUCAGCACAAGAAUAUUUACUGUUUCCACUUUCAGGCUUUGAACUCAGAAAUAAAACGACAUACUACUCCUCAAGUUGAAAAAGUGAAAUCAGUGCAUUGAUAAUGUUAUUGUUUUAACUCAUUUACCAAUGAAUAUGACCAAUUAUAAUAUUACUAAUUACCAACAAAUUGAUAAUAUAUUAAUUUACCAAUUAAAUUAAUAUUUAUUAAUGACACAACAUAUACUGUCUUAUGUGGACUUAAGCUGGUUACAUGUUUUGUUAAUUCUUAGGCGGAAAACAUUCAGAAUAAAACUGUCAUGUCAAAUCUUCACUGUUAAGCUGUGUUGGUGAUGGGAUGCUGCCCCCUACAGGAAUGUUUCGUUUUUACAUGACAAUGGGUCCAGGAAAUGUUUAUUAUUGUUUCAUUAAUAUAUAGAAAAUGAA